Molecule: messenger RNA, 2082 nt
Organism: Spinacia oleracea (spinach)
Lineage: Eukaryota; Viridiplantae; Streptophyta; Magnoliopsida; Caryophyllales; Amaranthaceae
Product: protein JINGUBANG
Exons: 1
Coding region: 140-1600 (486 amino acids)
Molecular function (GO): protein binding
Source: RefSeq, a predicted model, not a curated record
CCUUCCUUUACCCCAAUUUAAUUCUCUCCAAAAACAACAACAACAAAAAUUCUCUCUUAACAAAAACACAACACAAAUUAAACACAUUAUUGACACACCACUAAAAUUCCCAAAUCCAUUUCUGGUUCACUUGGAUUACAUGCGUACUACAACAAUGUCUCCAGUCGAGAUGAGACUCGAAGAUUAUAACCAGAAUAACAGUAAAUCCUCUCGGAGAAGACGAGUUAAUUUCCGGCAACUCCUUCAACACUCUUCCGAGGAAGAAACCGAAGACACCCGCCACUCGUAUUCGAGUGGCAGACCCAGUAAUGCAUCAGCGGAAACUUUGUCGACCAGUAGCAACAGCCCAAGAUUAAGUAGUUUCAACUACACAGAUGAGAACUAUUCCAGUAGUAAUUCUCCUAACCACAACAAUAUCAUGUCAUCCUCUCCUUUACACCAAUCAUCCUCACCUUAUCUUAAAUCACCAUGGAUAAAAUUAUCCCCUCACCAUCACCAGUACCCCGCUACACCCAAUAAUACAACGAAUGAUCAUACGUACUUUUCCCGAGGGAGGAAGUGUUUAAUCGGGUCUCUUCUUCGAGAAGAAGGACACGUGUACUCCCUCGCGGUAAAAGAUGCGAUGUUGUAUACGGGUUCUCAGUCCAAGAAUAUUCGGGUUUGGAGAAACUUCCAGGAUGCGGGCGGGUUUAAGUCCGGGAGUGGGUUGGUUAAAGCGAUAGUUAUUUCAAAAGAUAACCAAGUGUUUACCGGUCAUCAAGAUGGGAAGAUCCGGAUAUGGAACCCGAGAGGGAAGCGGGUUGGUACGCUUCCGAAGCUCGGGGAUUAUAUAAGGAGCUCCAUUAACCCGAAGAACUACGUCGAGGUAAGGAGACACCAUAAAGUACCUAAGAUACGACAUUUUGAUGCGGUUUCGUGCAUGAGCUUGAAUGAGGAGUUUGGGUUGUUGUAUUCGGGUUCGUGGGAUAAGACGAUAAAAGUGUGGAGGUUAUCCGAUGGGAAGUGCAUGGAGUCGUUCGAGGCGCAUGAUGAUGCGAUAAACUCCAUUGUAGUCGGGUUUGACGGGCUUGUGUUUUCGGGCUCGGCGGACGGGACGGUGAAGGUGUGGAGGAGGGAGUUGGAUGGGAGAAGUGUAAGACACGUCCUUGUUAGGACGUUGUUGAAGCAAGAAAAUGCUGUUACGGCGUUGACGGUGGCAGCAGCGGCGGAGGAGGAGAGUGGUGGAUGGGUGUUGUACGCGGGGUCGUCGGAUGGGUUGGUGAAUUUUUGGGAGAGGGAUGAGGAGGAAGGGUUGGUGUACGGAGGGGUGUUGAGAGGGCAUAAGUCGGCGGUUUUGUGUUUGGCUACGGCGGGGAGUUUGGUGUUGAGUGGGUCCGCCGAUAAGACUAUCUGUGUUUGGAGGAGAGAAGGUGAUGGGGACCACUCUUGCCUCGCUGUCAUGUCGGGCCAUAGUGGGCCCGUUAAGUGUUUAGCCGUUGAGCAAGAUGAUGACGAUAAUGAUGACGUUGAUCAACGCCGUGAGUGGGUGGUGUAUAGUGGUAGCUUGGACAAGUCAGUCAAAAUAUGGCGCGUGUCUGAGGACGCGUACGAUGAAGAAUGAACGCGUUUGGUUUUGAACUGAAUUUUGAUUGCGUGUGUGCAUGAUUCUAACUUUUCAAACGUGUGGUGGCGGAAGCGUGGAGCACACGCGCCGCCGUGGUGGUGGCUUAGCAUUUCUAGAAGCAAAGAAAAAAGGGUGACUGUGUUGGUAUGUGGAAAGAGAAAGCGACCGGUCACCGACCCGUUUGGAAGUGCGGAGCACGGUGGGAAUCCAAGAGAGCCAAAGGGAAAUGAAUGGCUAUUGGUCCCCUGUGGCAACGUUACAAAUGUUUAUUUAUUUUUUGAUAUGGAUUUGAAAAGAUGCAACAUUAAUUGUAUAGUUAAUAAAACAAACCAAAUUAUGGAUUAAUUAAAUAGCUGCCAAAUCUUUGGAUGUUAAGAUCGCUUUCUGAGUGUUACUCUUGCCAUAAACUAGAAGAAAAGGCAUAUGAAAUGGUGUGUUGUACAUGUGUUUAAGAAUUUAUGUAUUUGUCCGUUUGUUAA